AUGGGGUCUUCGAAGCCAAGAGGUAGAAAGUUACUUGCUAAAAAGAAGCAGGAGCAAUUUGAACCAGCUCCAGUGAUCUCCGAAGAGACAUAUAACGAGAAUGACAGGCAGGAAGAUACAUCUAAUCCGCAGAUGUUCUAUGGCGUGCUAGACAGAGAAGAGUUAGAAUAUUUCAAGCAAGCUGAGUCCACGUUGACUAUUGAUGCAUUUGAGUCACCAGAGGAGAAGCAGCAUUUUGUUACGAGUAUUAUCGAAGAAGCCAAGGGGAAGGAAUUGAAGCUUGUUACAUCGCAGAUCUGUUCCAAACUGAUGGAACGUAUCCUACUUGAAUGUGACGACAUUCAAUUGAAACAGUUGUUCCAGGUGUUCAAUGGUAUGUUCUAUGGUAUGGCCUGCCACAAGUAUGCGUCUCACGUUCUAGAGACGCUUCUAGUGAGGGCUACAGCGCUGGUAGAGAAGGAGCUAUUGACACCCUCAUUUGAUGAAGUGACUAAAGACGAUGGGGUCGUACUUGCCUCCAUGGAGAACAUGUUUUUGUACAUGUUAAAUGAGUUGAAGCCUCACAUGAAAGAGAUGAUCAACCAUCAGUAUGCAUCGCACACAUUGAGACUUGUCAUCCUGAUUUUAUCCUCUAAGGUGCUGCCAAGCUCCACCCAGAACAAUUCUACAUUACGUUCCAAAAAAUCGAAGAUUGCACGUAAGAUGAUCGAGUUGAAGGAUAACGACGAUUUCAAUAAGGUGUAUCAGACGCCCGAAUCGUUCAAGAUCCAGUUACGUGAGAUGCUUACUCAACUGUACAGAGAGUUCACAAACAAUGCGACUUCCCGUUCUGAAAUCAGCCUUACCCUGGUGAGUAAGUUCAGAGAAUAUUGUGUAGACAAGGUUGCGUCACCAGUGAUCCAGCUAAUCAUCCAAGUGGAAGGUAUCUUCGACAGAGAUCGUUCGUUCUGGAGACUCAUAUUCAACACCACGGAGGAAAAGGACCCAAAGGAAGAGUCCUUUGUUGAGUAUUUGUUAUCGGAUCCCGUGGGUUCCCAUUUCUUGCAAAACGUGACUAGUUUUGGUAGAAUCAAGUACGUGGAGAGACUGUACAAUUUGUAUAUGAAAGAUCGGAUAGUGAAGCUUGUGAAGAGAGACACAACAGCUGCUUUCGUCAUCCAGAGUCUGUUAAAGCAUUUGAAGAGCACUCAGGUGAAAGAAAUUCUGGACGCAUUGAUUCCAGAAUUGAGCAUGCUAUUGAAUUCCAACAUGGAUUUUGGUACUGCGAUCAUCAAUGCCAGUGAUAAGAAUGACAACUAUUUGAGAGAGGAGGUGAUUGAACAAUUGAUCAAGAAGUAUUAUCCAUCCGAAUCAGAGUCGAAGAACAUCCUGGAGAGCUGUCUCCAACUGAGCUCAUCGACGUUAGGUAACACCCGCGACGAUUGGCCCACAGCAGAAGAAAGAAGACGUUCUCUGUUUUUGGAACAAUUAAUAGACUACGAUGACAAGUUUUUGAAUAUCACUAUUGAAAGUAUGCUAGCUUUACCGGAAGAGAGAUUACUCCAAAUGUGCUACCAUGGAGUGUUUUCACAUGUUGUAGAACAUGUUCUACAGACCACCAGAGUAGAGAUUAUCAAGAGAAGGUUAUUAUUAAACGUACUGUGCAAAGAUGCUGUAAAUCUUUCAUGUAACGCAUACGGCUCCCAUAUCAUGGAUAAACUGUGGGAGUUCACAUCGAAACUAACGCUAUACAAAGAGCGUAUCGCAAAUGCAUUGAAUGCAGAUGCUGGUAAAGUGAAAAAUAGUACUUAUGGCAGACAAGUAUGGAAGAACUGGAACCUAGAACUGUUCGUACGUAAGAGAUUCGACUGGAAGAGGCUAAUUAAAGAACAAGAUGCAGCUUUGUUCCCAGAUUCCAAACCUCUACAACCUAAACGUCCUAGGGACAAGGAAACCAAGGACGAACCAAGAAAGCAAUUCAAACAUAGGUGA
This is a messenger RNA of Kazachstania africana CBS 2517, 1971 nucleotides long. It is a transcript of the gene NOP9, whose product is annotated as RNA-binding RNA processing protein NOP9. Gene Ontology annotation, cellular component: nucleolus; 90S preribosome; preribosome, small subunit precursor. NCBI's taxonomy places the organism in Eukaryota, Fungi, Ascomycota, Saccharomycetes, Saccharomycetales, Saccharomycetaceae. The record is from RefSeq and is a predicted model, not a curated record. Gene Ontology annotation, biological process: endonucleolytic cleavage in 5'-ETS of tricistronic rRNA transcript (SSU-rRNA, 5.8S rRNA, LSU-rRNA); endonucleolytic cleavage in ITS1 to separate SSU-rRNA from 5.8S rRNA and LSU-rRNA from tricistronic rRNA transcript (SSU-rRNA, 5.8S rRNA, LSU-rRNA); endonucleolytic cleavage to generate mature 5'-end of SSU-rRNA from (SSU-rRNA, 5.8S rRNA, LSU-rRNA). Bases 1 to 1971 code for a protein of 656 amino acids. The transcript has a single exon. Gene Ontology annotation, molecular function: RNA binding.